ACCUCCCACCUCCCACCCCCCACCCCAGCCCCCAGUUAGCUUCGAAAAUAAAAGAAGCAAAUCCUCUCUGGGCAAACACAUGCAGCUGCACGGAGAGCACCGUCGGAGGCUUCAACAUGAAGACGACCAUUCUUCUGACCGCCCUGGUCUCAGCCGCGCUGAGUGCUGAAUAUGAUCAGUCUUCUGAAUAUCCGGACUCGCUCAGUGCAGAGUCCGAACUGGUGAAGUUUGGCGCCCUCUGCAGUGGAAACCCCAGCAACCGUAAGCGAGGUUGCGAUGGCAAAGGGUACGGCUGUGGAAACUACGGAGCCAGCCGAGCUGGAGGUAAACGCAAGCACUUGGGCCUGGACAUCGUCUGCGCCGACGGGGCGACGGUUUACGCCCCGUUUGACGUGAAGCUGGGCGGCCGCGCCGCUCCUUAUAAGAAAAACAAUGCCAUCAAUGACGGCGUCAACCUCAGCGGAGGAGGCUUGUGCUUUAAGCUGUUUUACGUGAAGCCGGACAAGUACACCGGGACGGUCAAGAAGGGUCAGAAAAUCGGAAAGCUGCUGCCCAUGCAGUCAGUCUAUCCAGGGAUCACCUCUCACGUGCACGUCCAGAUGUGUGACAAGACGGAUCCCACCAAGUACUUCUGAGUCGUUCCAGAGCCCCAAAAAUGUCUUUGGCAUUUUAAACCUAAGCUUCACCAUCACAUCGGGUGCCUGGUCCCGUAAGAAAAGCCUUAUUACAAACUGUCAUUUUUAAGACAGGCUUAAUUACUGGCCUCCAAUGACAACACAGCAUUGGAAGAAUGAACAAUGAUAGUGCAGGAAACGCAAGAGAAUAGUUUUGUUGGAUAACAGCUUUAUUCUUGAAUUCUGAAAAGUUAUGAAGUUAUAUCUAGCUUCCACCGAAUGUUUGCUGUCUGGCUAUCAGGCUUUUCUGGAACAUGUCAAUUUCUUCACCUGCUGCAAUUUAAUAAAAGACUGAACAAAACAGAA
This is a messenger RNA of Anguilla rostrata (American eel), 980 nucleotides long. RefSeq names its product leukocyte cell derived chemotaxin 2, tandem duplicate 1 (gene lect2.1). The coding region runs from base 117 to 635 and encodes 172 amino acids. The transcript is spliced from 5 exons. NCBI's taxonomy places the organism in Eukaryota, Metazoa, Chordata, Actinopteri, Anguilliformes, Anguillidae. The record is from RefSeq and is a predicted model, not a curated record.